AAUAGGCGCCGAAGAAUUCGAAGGCCUCGGCCUCGAUCUCCAACAAGGUGGCGGAGACCGAGAUCCCUAAGAAGUCGAACAGAGGGAGGCACAAGAAACCUCAAGAAGGCCCCAAGGAGCCCGAGUACUUCCCUGAGAAGAGGAACUUGGAAGACCUGUGGCAAGCUGCGUUUCCUGUUGGAACUGAGUGGGACAACAUGGACAAACUCCGAGAGAUCAAUUGGGAUUUUUCAAACUUGGAGAAAGUUUUCGAGGAGGGUGGAGAACUUUAUGGAAAGACAGUCUACAUGUUUGGCUGCACUGAACCUCAAUUAUUGGAAGUAAACGGUGAACAGAAAGUAACACUUAUUCCUAUUAUAGUGGCGGUGGUUUCUCCUAUUCCACCAUCUGAUAAAAUUGGUGUAAAAUCCAUACAAAGGGAGACUGAGGAUAUUAUACCUAUGAAGGCAAUGAAAAUGGCAUGGAUUCCAUACAUACCUUUGGAAAACAGGCAAAGUAGAGUUGAUAGAUUGAAAACCCAAAUUUAUACUUUGGGCUGCAGCCAGAGAAGAUCUGCUCUAAAACAUCUGAAGAUUGAGCGUGUCAAGCAAUAUGACUAUUGUCUUCCGUACCUUCAGCCGCUGAAGGCUGAUGAAGAUGAGGAUGAUACAGUUGUCAAUAUCAUGUAUCCUCUUGAACCGCCGAUUGUAUGUGAUUUUGACUGGGAACUGGAUGAUCUUGAGGAGUUCGCUGAUGAACUUGUCCAGGAAGAAACUUUAUCAGAAGACCAAAAGGAUGCUUUUAAGGAAUAUGUGAAGGAACAAGUCAGAGAACGAAAGAGAGCACAGCGGCAGGCAAAGGAAGCAAGAAGAAAAGCUAUAGAAGACAUGGAUCCUGCAACAAAGGCAGCAUUUGAGAACAUGCAAUUUUAUAAGUUUUACCCGGUGCAGACACCAGAUACACCUGAUAUAAGCAAAGUAAAGGUUCCCUAUAUUAAUAGGUAUUACGGAAAAGCUCAUGUCCUAAUGUGACACCUUAUACGUUUGUCUGGCGUUCCACUUCUUUGUGGAGGCGUGGCGGUGUAGGCUUCUGCCGUGAAUAGAGACCAGAAGCAGGCAUUUUUGAUACAUGAGGCUGUAAAUUUUACAAUUUUAACGGAAAAAAUGUAUCCAGUAUUAGGUCGUUGGUAUUAGCUGGAAGUGGUGUAACUGGCUUUGGUAAGUGAUGCUUUUCCUCUGUUCCAUGUACAAUUUGUAGCGGAAAACCCUGAUAUUUUCAAACUAAAUCUCAUUCUUUUGAGAUCCCUGCGCUACAUCUGAGGUUGAAUAAUAGUGGCUAUGAUGGGGAACUAGAAUUGAGUUGCCUGUUCAUGAAAGCUUUAGGAACUAUGUUUCAGAGACGUUACCAAAUGUGUACUUCUGAAGCGUUAUGUAUUUUGAGCAGCGAAUAUUAUGCUGAUUUUACCAAGAUUUGUCAUGAACCUGCGGUCGAAAUUCCA
This is a messenger RNA of Asparagus officinalis (garden asparagus), 1477 nucleotides long. RefSeq lists its product as uncharacterized. The record is from RefSeq and is a predicted model, not a curated record. The coding region runs from base 198 to 1010 and encodes 270 amino acids. Gene Ontology annotation, biological process: regulation of cellular response to heat. Lineage: Eukaryota; Viridiplantae; Streptophyta; Magnoliopsida; Asparagales; Asparagaceae. The transcript is spliced from 14 exons.